Molecule: messenger RNA, 2613 nt
Organism: Dioscorea cayenensis subsp. rotundata (Guinea yam)
Lineage: Eukaryota; Viridiplantae; Streptophyta; Magnoliopsida; Dioscoreales; Dioscoreaceae
Product: AUGMIN subunit 6
Exons: 13
Coding region: 89-2272 (727 amino acids)
Biological process (GO): spindle assembly
Cellular component (GO): HAUS complex; mitotic spindle microtubule
Molecular function (GO): microtubule binding
Source: RefSeq, a predicted model, not a curated record
UUAAAAACCAGAGAUCCAUUUCUAUAUUUUUUCGAUCCGCGAGCGAGGGAAGCGAUCGAGAGAGAGAUCGAAGCCCCGGCGAGUGGCGAUGGCGACGGAGCGGGAGAAGGAGAGGGAGGCGGAGCUCGAGUCGGCGAUGUACACCAACUGCCUUCUCCUUGGCCUUGAUCCCGCCGUACUUGGCCUCCCUGCCGGCGCCGGCGGGGGGCCGAGCCCCAGAGCCGGGUUUUUCCGGCAUUCCAAUCCUAAGAUGGGUGAACAGCUCCUCUACUUCCUCCUCUCAGCGCUUCGUGGUCCUGAGCAGUCCGCUAAGGAUUUUGGGAAGGUGUGGCCGAUCUUUGAUUCCGGCCAGUCGCGGGACUUCAGGAAGAUCGUGCAAGGAAUUAUCAGUGAGUUGGAGUCGCAAGGGGCACUUCCGAGGAGCAAUUCUAGGGUUUCGUCGCUUGCCACUUGUUGUGGGCCGAGAUUUGUGGAGCUUUUGUGGCAACUUUCCGUGCAUGCUUUACGGGAGGUCCAUAAGCGGUCAUUUGCUGCAGAUGUAGCCACUAACCCUCUUCCUGCUCCGUUAACUGAUGUUUCCUACUUACAUGCGGCUGCCUUACUUCCUGUGACGAAGGCUAGGAUAGCUCUCGAGCGACGUAAGUUUUUAAAAAAUGCUAGUAUGGCUGUUCAUAGGCAAGCAACAUGGUCAAACCUGGCAAAUGAAAUGACCGCUGAGUUUCGUGGACUUUGUGCUGAAGAGGCCUAUUUGCAGCAAGAAUUGGAAAAGCUUCAGGACAUGAGAAACAAAGCUAAGUUGGAGGGUGAAUUGUGGGAUGACCGCAUCUCCAGCUCUGCAGCCCAGAGCUCCCAUUUAGUGUCGAAGGCAACUCGCCUUUGGGAAUCUUUGUUAGCUCGCAAGAGUCAACAUGAAGUUCUUGCUUCUGGUCCUAUUGAGGAUCUGAUAGCCCAUCGUGAACAUCGGUACCGUAUCUCAGGGUCAUCUUUGCUUGCAGCAAUGGAUCUAAGUUCACAUGUUCCAUAUUCAGAUGUUCUAUCUGCUCCUGCUGGUGAGAUGUCUCCACCAACUGAAAAUCAGAAAGAAAUGGAUUCCCCACAGUUGCAAGGGAGUGGUGAAACGUUAUCUAGGGCAAAUGAUAGAAGUGGAAGACCGCAUCCUACUGUUGAUGUAGCUGAAAUUCUUAGACGCUGGACCCAUGCUCUCCAACGGAUUCAUAAACAGUCCCUCCAAUUGGCAAAGGCUAAUGAUGGAGAAGGCCCAGAGUUGCUUCGUUGUGCAUCUGAUACUGGCUCUAGUGAUCAUGCAGAAUCAUUAGCGUCAGCUCUUUCAGAACAUCGGCAACAUUUAGCUAGUAUACAGGGACUUAUCAAUCAACUCAAGGAAGCUGUUCCAGCUAUGCAGAAGUCAAUAUCACAGCUCACAGAGGAAGUUAACAGUAUUUCUUCUAUUUCAGCGGAUGAGUUCAGUGGUAGAUCAACCUCACCUGCCCAAGCCCAAAGUAGCGGGAGACCACUUGAAAAGAAUGAUGAAGUUGCUGAAAUGACUUCAAAGCUAUCCACAGUUCAGCUUGAUAAAGUUUCUGCUAGUCCUGUGAAGCUGCCUCAUCUGUUCAGUCUGACUCCAAAUUCUUCUGGCAAAAGCACUCAAACACCAAAAAGACAUGUUUUGAACACUCAAUCCAGCCAAAUGGAUAGUUUUCCCACAGGAAAAACUAUAAACCCACCCUUCACAAUUGAUCAACCUGAUGGCGUCAUACAAGAUAAUGAUCUCUCUUUUAUUCAAAAUCUCAAACGGGCAGUGCGUGAGGCUGCACUAGCUAAGCCUCUAAACAAAGAGUGGUCACAAGAUAAAAGCAGUGAUGAUGGAUCCGAACACUUCUUCAUGCCCCUCUCAACAGGCGGACUUUCCCAUAAGGAAGCAGCAGAUGCAGUUCCAAAUCGGCGGAAACUCCGGUUGGUCUUUUCAUCACCUGAAAAUCAAGUUAGAAGUGUCACAGACCGCUCUUCAGAUACUUCAAGCCAAAUAACCACUGCAAGGAGUGUAUAUGACUCACAUGGGUUUGAAGAGUAUGAGAACCAACUGACUGGAGUUCAAUCAGCAACUGACUCUGAUUAUGCUACCAUGUUUCAGAGAAAGUUUCCUGACAUUGAUGAUGACCUAGAUAAUGUCUUCUCCCCUCCUUUGCUAAUUGAUUCUUCAUUCUUUUCAGACGCAUACGAGGACUUGCUAGCACCAUUAUCUGAAACUGAUGCUGCUUUGAUGGAGCGUUGACUACAAAUCAAGUGUGACAUUUUGAAUCUAUUUCUUCAUGCUCUCUGAUGCUGUUAAAGAACGCUCAGAAUUGGCAGGCUGCCAUCCACAACAUCAGAGAGUAUUGCAGGCGUUUAUGCUCUUCACAGGAAUCAGCUACAGCACCAGGUUUUUCUUGUAAAGUUCACUUAAGAGAGACCAGAUGGAUUCUUUUGUUGUAAUAAUCCACACAUUUGAAUGUAAUUUCCUACCCAGGUUGUACUGUGUUCCACAUAUUUGUUAAAUUAGUUUUCUAAGCUUCUUUCUGCUUAAUUCCCAUUCAACCUCUGGGUAAUGUCAGUAAAGAGUGGUUUUUUCUAGUA